CCUGCUUUUUCCAGUAUUAUAUGCGGAGUUAGGAGAUGUUAUUUUGUUGGGUGGCAUUGAGUGAUGAAACCCUAAAUAAGUUUCUGGAUUUACUUAUUUAUUUAUUUGCUAUCUUCUUCAAACUACAAGCAUAUCGUAAUAUUUGGGGAUUGAAUCAAUCGAUUGAAGUUUUGAAUGGGAAAUUAUGGUGAUGGUUGUUAUAGCAAUGUACCUGGAGGAAUUUUCCCGGUUCGGCCCACGUCAUGUGAAUGGAAACCAGCUGAAAAGGUCGCUCAAUUUGCUGCCCUGAAACAGGCCGAGAAUGGGGGAAUACCUCUGGAGUACAGACAGCUUGUGAAAGUUAACAUGCAGGGAGUUGGCGGGAUCAUGUAUUAUUUGACAUUCACAGCCUGUGAUACUACUGAUGGUAGGGAAAAAAUAUUUAAAGCAAAAGUGAUGUGUGACGCACGAGACUUAAGUUUACAUCUAAAGGAAUUCAAGGUUGACAAUGACCCCAAUAAAUCUGCUGAAAAGAUGCGCAACGAGGUGGUUGACGUGCUAGAAAAAAUUGCUGCCUUUCGCAAGGAAAAUCCUCAUUUGUUUCCUGUUCUCCCCCCAAGACCCCCGCCACCUAAUCGUAGUGGUCAGAUAAAAAUGCUGGGUGUACACCUUACACCAAAAAAAGGGGUGAUUCGUGCCAUUGCUUUCCGUAUAUUCUUGAAAGAAAUGAGGACUCAAAACCCCACAUGGAAGUAUGCGAAGGUCAGGAAAGCUGCUUCAAGAAAGUGGAAGUCAUUCAUUAUUAACGAUAUGGUCCCUUACUUUCACAAGGCACAACAGGAGUUUAAUAGAAAGGCGUAUGGAUCGUGGGAACUGGAUGGUAAGGUGCCAAACUAUGCGCAAUCCUCCUGGUAGAGAGCGUAUGAUCGAUGUAUGUAUGUUACGGAGCAUUAUGUAUGGUUUAGUCUGUUCAGUUUGAUGGGAAUGAAAUGUUUGAUUUUGAAAGAAACCAAAGAACCCCCCUCCAUCUCUCCCUCAUAAUCCUGCAACAUACUACUCUACUACUAUAGCAUAGUUGCAGUGUCUAAAUAUUGGGUUUGUUUUAUAACUCUAUUUGUUGUUGGAAUCACCUCAUGAAGCAUAUCCCACACCCUUUAAUGGGCCUGAUAUGUAUUCAAGUGCUUAACUUCAUGGU
Cuscuta campestris is the source of this 1174-nucleotide messenger RNA. NCBI's taxonomy places the organism in Eukaryota, Viridiplantae, Streptophyta, Magnoliopsida, Solanales, Convolvulaceae. The record is from the annotation of a GenBank genome assembly.